ACUGAAAUAUCGCCAAAAUCAAAAUAAAUAAAUUACAUGAACCUUUUCCUUGGGUCUGCAUACAUAUCUUUGCCGUUUCUUAACAACUUAUCGGGCUUCCUAUCACUUCGGUCAUUCUUUUUAUUUACCGAUUACUGAUAAUUAACAGAAUUUCAUUUUAAAAGUAUAUUAUUAUCAUUUUAAAUCUUACGAAGUGUAAGUACUUUGAAAUUUUGCCACGAUUUUUAUCGGUUUUUAUUUUACUUAGUUCGAAUGUUUGGUGUAGUAACAAUCGACUACAAUUUAGCCUUUUUAAGUGAAAUUAUUGUUUCUGUGAGGAGAACUAUCAUUACUAUUUUCGAAAGAACAAUAAUUACAGUUGUAUAUUAAAUACUCGACGACAUUCAAGUGAAAAUGGAUGGUUUUAACGAUAAGAAAGAAGUUUAUCAAGUUUGUGAAGGAAAACAUAUCAAAGAAACGACAAGUUCUCUUAAGGAUGACGGGUUAUCGAUAGAUUUGAACCGAAAGAAGAAUCGUUUUACAUGCAGACAAAAAGUAUCGUUGGCAAUAUUAGCAGCGGCAGAUUUUAUCUGCUUUUGCUCCAUGUCCAUAAUGUCGCCGUUUUAUCCAGCCAUUGCUACCAAAAAAGGAAUGACAGACACUAUGUCCGGCCUAGUGUUCGGAUUUUACGCUUUAGUAAUGUUUCUUUCUUCACCAGUGAUUGGUAAAGUACUUCCUAAAGUUGGCGCAAAGAAUAUUUUUAUUUACGGAUUAUUUGUAUCAGGAACUUCCAGUAUUAUUUUCGGAUUAUUAGAUAAAAUUGAAAGUUAUACACCAUUUGUGAUAUUAUCCUUCCUAAUAAGAGGAAUGGAAGCUUUAGGUUCUAGUGCCUAUAGUACAGCUAGUUACGUACUUAUAAUAAAUAUAUUUCCAGACCAUGCAGGAGCUGUUAGAGGCCUUCUGGAAACAUUUGUUGGAUUAGGUUUAAGUGCUGGACCCGCAGUCGGAGGAGUAUUAUUUACGGUUGGAGGGUUUGGUUUAUCAUUUUACGUUGUUGGAGUGGCCACGAUCCUGAUAGCAUUUUUAAAUAUUUAUUUAUUGGCAAAUCCUGAGAAAAAUGACUUGGAGAAAAGUGGGUCCCUAUUAAACUUGUUGAAGCUCCCUUCAGUACUAAUUACCUGCUUAAUUAUAAUUAUAAGUUCCAUGACAAGUUCAUUUCUCGAGCCGACAUUAGAACCUCAUUUAAGAAAGUUUAAUUUGACACCUAGUCAAGUGGGUCUUAUGUUCCUGUUCCUGACUGCCUCGUAUGGCAUUUUUAGUCCAAUAAUUGGCUGGUUGACUGACAAGCUAAACAAUUACUCUUGGUUAAUGACGUCGAGCCUCCUUUGCAGUUCAGUGGUUCUGUUAUUUUUGGGUCCCUCGCCGAUAUUCAGCCAAAUAAAAGAUUCAAUAUGGUUAAACAUAGUGGUUUUGAUAGCAUUAGGAAUAUUAAUUGCAAUGUCCCUUAUGCCAACCUAUCAGUAUAUACUGGAUAGUUCUAUGGAAAAUGGAUUCCACGAAUGUCUAGGAACCCACAGCGUCAUUGCCGGUUUAUGGUCAUCUGUAUAUUCCUUGGGGGAAGUUGUGGGACCAGUGUUAGGCGGUGUAUUGAUGCAACAUUUUGGAUUCCCUACACUUUCGACGACGUUUGCUAUUAUCAAUUUUGUUGCCGGUGUCAUAACGUUGAUUUAUUUUCGAAGUAAACGGUCAAAGUCAAUUGAAAAAGUACCUAAUAAAAAGGGAGAAGAUAACGUUGUAUUUUAUCUUGAAGCUACAAGUACUCCGGUAGUGGAGGAUAUUAGCAUUUGUAGUAGAUUAUAAGACGGAUAUUAAUGUCAGUUUAUAAGACUUUUAGUAUUAUUUUUUAACAUUCGACUAUUUAUAUUUUUUAUCGUUGUUUUUUAAGUAUUAUAUUUUAAAAAAUUGUAAAUAAUUGGUCUUGAUAUCUAUUUACAUCACACUUUUUUUCAUUUUGCGGUAUCUCUGUAAUGAUGUGUUACUUGUGUUCUUAA
Sitophilus oryzae (rice weevil) is the source of this 2030-nucleotide messenger RNA. RefSeq names its product MFS-type transporter SLC18B1-like. The record is from RefSeq and is a predicted model, not a curated record. Lineage: Eukaryota; Metazoa; Arthropoda; Insecta; Coleoptera; Curculionidae. Gene Ontology annotation, molecular function: transmembrane transporter activity. The coding region runs from base 394 to 1839 and encodes 481 amino acids. The transcript is spliced from 10 exons. Gene Ontology annotation, biological process: transmembrane transport.